Molecule: messenger RNA, 2430 nt
Organism: Musca domestica (house fly)
Lineage: Eukaryota; Metazoa; Arthropoda; Insecta; Diptera; Muscidae
Gene: Cyp301a1
Product: probable cytochrome P450 301a1, mitochondrial
Exons: 8
Coding region: 574-2313 (579 amino acids)
Molecular function (GO): monooxygenase activity; heme binding; oxidoreductase activity, acting on paired donors, with incorporation or reduction of molecular oxygen
Source: RefSeq, a predicted model, not a curated record
UUUUCAUAUAGCCCUAGACUUUUCAGCCCAAGUCACAUUCAUGUAUCUGUAGAAAAAAAAAUUAUCUAAAUAACCGCAAAUUUAUCUACGCCUCAAUUCAGCAAGAAACUCAACAGCUAAUACAAAGCUAAGCCAACAACUUCGUUGUUGUUCGCACCGAUCACGCAAAUAUGCUUUGGCUCAUGUUACAACGAACAAUUUAGCUUUGGGUUAGUUGUUUUUCGAACAGCAAACUCAACGGUUUGUUGCUGCGUCGUUGUGGUGGUGGUGUUGCUUCCCACAAAAUUUCAUACAUAAAAGGAAAUUGCUUUUGUCUUAUGUCCGGUGAAAAUAUUUCGUGGUUUAAGGUUUCUUACGAAUAUGAAGUGAAAGAAGAAAUUUAGUGAAUCACUGUGAAAAUUUCACUCCAGAAUACAAAUUAUAACAAAUAAAUAUUUCAAGUGUAGAUUGUGAAAAAAACGAAACAAAAAUUAACGCCAAGAAAAAAAUUUAAACAAAGUCUUACUUAAUUGCUUUUGUGAUUUUUUGGCUCGAAAAACAUUAACGGAAAAAGAAAACCAACGAAAGUCAAUCAUGAGUGCCGCUGCUGCUGCCUUGUCGUUGUCAUUGAAUACGCUGCGUGGUCGAACAUGUAAUACUGCUAACACACUAACUGCUUUGGCAACGGUUGCAAGCAAUUCAACAUUAUCGACAGUAUUACGCUCGAAGCCAAAUUGUCUGUAUGACGUUGGUAAGCGUGAAAAUUCUUCCAGUGCUGCUGCUGCUGCUCCACCAACUUGUCCCCAUUUGAGCAGCAACACCAUGUAUGAACAUGACGAUAUGGUGCCAUUAAUACAUCACACAACCGAAUGGCAAAAUGCUUUGCCCUAUGAAGAGGUGCCUGGACCAAAACCAAUACCCAUUUUGGGUAAUACCUGGAGAAUGAUGCCCAUCAUUGGCCAAUAUACGAUUGGAGAUGUUGCAAAAAUUUCCUCACAACUUCACGAACAAUAUGGACAAAUUGUAAAAUUCAGUGGCCUAAUAGGAAGACCGGAUUUGCUGUUCAUAUACGAUGUUGAUGAAAUUGAAAAGUGUUAUCGUACCGAGGGAACAACUCCAUUCCGUCCAUCAAUGCCUAGUCUUGUGAAAUAUAAGAGUGUGGUGCGCAAAGAUUUCUUUGGGGAUCUGGGUGGUGUUGUGGGAGUACACGGUGAACCUUGGCGUGAAUUCCGUUCGAAAGUGCAAAAACCCGUGCUGCAGUUAUCAACCGUUCGUCGCUAUCUGCAACCCUUGGAAGUGGUAACAGAUGAUUUCUUGAAACGUUGCGAAACCCUUUUGGAUGUGAAUUCAGAAUUACCCGAAGAUUUUGACAAUGAAAUUCACAAAUGGUCCCUUGAAUGUAUUGGCCGCGUUGCCUUGGACACUCGCUUGGGUUGUUUGGAAUCGAACUUAUCUCCUGACUCGGAACCUCAACAAAUCAUUAAUGCUGCCAAAUAUGCUUUGCGUAAUGUUGCAACAUUGGAAUUGAAGGCACCCUAUUGGCGUUAUUUCCCAACGCCGCUGUGGACUCAUUAUGUGAAAAAUAUGAACUUCUUUGUAGAAGUAUGCAUGAAAUAUAUCAAAUCUGCAACGGAUCGUCUAAAGGUUCAAGGACCCUGCAAACACGGAGAACCAUCUCUACUGGAGAAAGUUAUAAUGUCACAGAAGGAUGAGAAAAUUGCAACAAUCAUGGCUUUGGAUUUAAUACUAGUUGGCAUUGACACCAUUUCCAUGGCGGUCUGUUCAAUGUUGUAUCAAUUAGCCACCCGGCCAGAGCAACAAGAAAAAGUUCACCAAGAAUUGAAACGAUUAAUGCCAGAUCCCAAGACCCCGCUUACAUUGCAAUUACUGGAUCAAAUGCAUUAUUUAAAGGCCUUCAUUAAAGAAGUAUUUCGCAUGUACAGUACAGUCAUUGGCAAUGGUAGAACGCUGCAGGAGGAUGCUGUUAUAUGCGGUUAUCGCAUACCAAAAGGGGUUCAAGCUGUUUUCCCCACCAUUGUCACGGGAAACAUGGAAAAAUAUGUUACCGAUGCUGCCGAAUUUAAACCAGAACGUUGGCUUAAACCCAGUCAAGGUGGGUUUGAGGGUAAACUGCAUCCAUUUGCUUCGUUGCCAUAUGGCUAUGGUGCCCGUAUGUGUUUAGGACGACGUUUUGCCGAUUUGGAAAUGCAAAUUCUAUUAGCGAAACUUUUACGCUCUUACAAAUUGGAAUACGAACAUGAACCACUGGAAUAUGCGGUAACAUUUAUGUAUGCUCCAGAUGGUCCACUGAAAUUUAAGAUGACCAAGUAUUAAUUUAAAAUAUUGUACAUCACUGUAUUUUUUUAAUUUAAUGUCCAUAUGUGUAUAUAUAUAUUAUUUAUAGUAACAAAUCAUAAAGAAAUAAACAUACCCCAUUUUAUAUUAUUGAUA